AUGCCGCACGAUCCGUCAGAUGGAUUUACAUUGAAUCCACUGGCCGAAAGGCAUAGACUAUUGCAUUAUGCUAUUAUAUGCUUUGCACUGCCGUAUUUUUACAGCUAUUUUAAUGAGCAGAAAAGAAUGUUAACGGAUUCCGUGGAAGAGGCAAUGUUAUCAGCUUUUGACCGCGCGAUAUCCCAGCCAAGUUCACCGUUUAGGAAGGCGGUUGUAGGCUUCAACUGUGACGUCGACUUGAUAGUCCCUGGUGUUCGACUUAUGGAUGCGCUUAACAUCUCCAUCGUCAAUUCUGUGGCUGAUCACGAUUCCUUGAGCAACCUCAAAGAACUUGCCGAGGCUUUUCACUUCAUGUUCCAAAAGGGGGCUGCAGCGGAAAGGUUCAUGUCCAACGAGCAGGACUUUAAGAAGAUGGUUCAAGUAGCGGAGAAGAUGCCGAGGGCACAGUAUCACAUCGGAGGCAACGCCGCAUUAUCAGCUACCCGAAUAGCUACGGCUUUUCCUUGGACCGAGGUGCAUCUUGUCGGCCCGAUCGGACCACGAAGUCAAGCCCUUCUCCACCCAUCCAUAAAACGAAGCAACUCGACGAGAAUUACUAAAGACGAAAUCCACGUAAUCCUCGAGUACAAGCAGGGCGAGGUCUUUGGAGACCAUGUUGCGCUAGGGAGCUCUCGAUUCAUCACAUCACACGAUUUGUACAGUAGCAGCACAAUCCUCAUUGAAAUGUUUUUCAAAGCGAUCGCCACGAUGCAGCCGGAUUUGGUGAUUAUAACCGGUGUACAUCUGCUGGAAUUUCAGCAAGCCGAUAUUCGACUCGAGAAGUUGAGACUGGUCAAAAGGAAUAUCGUGCAAAUCGACGCAAAGGUACCAAUCCACCUGAAGCUCGGCGGUCUCGGUGGUGAUCGAGAAUUCGCAAAGGACGUCCUGGAACGGGUUGUCCCAUACGUCGACUCUCUCACAUUGACCGAGCAACAGUUGGCUCUAUUGGCGGCGGUUGGUGGUGGCCCCCAUCCGAACGAAUAUCCCGUGGCUGGAGGAGCGCUUCAUGCGCAUAAGGUAGUGGAUAUGGUAAAUUGGCUGCUGACAAGCUACGGAAAACCCAGGAACAUCACGGAACCGGAAGAUCGAUUGAAGCGACUUUCUCGAGUGCACUUCACCUGCUUGACUUUUCAUGUCGUGGCUUCUGUCGGAAACGAUUGGUCAAACCUGGCUGCAGGACUUGCCGGCGGUGCCAGAUUGGCCGGAAGAUUGGCAUGUGGAGGCGAAAACGUUGAGGCCAACUCCGACCUCCUCGAAAGCCGAACGGCCCAGUCCUUCCUGCUAGACAGCUCGCUGCAAAAGUUCUACCAAUUCGACCAUCAUCACCCUCUAACUUCGUGGCUACGUGACCAAACCCUGUUCCUCUUCACACCUGUCCUCGUAUGCAAAUACCCCAGAAAAACGGUUGGAAUCGACGAUGCCACUUCCGUGACUGCCCUCCUCUACUCACAAUUCUAUCGUUUUGAACAGGUCUUCGGG
Mesorhabditis spiculigera is the source of this 1518-nucleotide messenger RNA. The record is from the annotation of a GenBank genome assembly. Lineage: Eukaryota; Metazoa; Nematoda; Chromadorea; Rhabditida; Rhabditidae.